Pteropus alecto (black flying fox) is the source of this 449-nucleotide messenger RNA. RefSeq names its product platelet factor 4-like. Gene Ontology annotation, cellular component: extracellular region. NCBI's taxonomy places the organism in Eukaryota, Metazoa, Chordata, Mammalia, Chiroptera, Pteropodidae. The record is from RefSeq and is a predicted model, not a curated record. Gene Ontology annotation, biological process: cellular response to lipopolysaccharide; inflammatory response; chemokine-mediated signaling pathway. Bases 52 to 384 code for a protein of 110 amino acids. The transcript has 3 exons. Gene Ontology annotation, molecular function: CXCR chemokine receptor binding; chemokine activity.
UUCAGCCUCGACCGCCCUUGUGCGCUCAUCUCCUGUCGGCAUCUCUGUGACAUGAGUCUCGGAGUGGGCUCCAGCACCUCCCGCCCAUGGCGUGGCCCGGGGCUGCUGCUCCUGGGGCUGCUGCUGCUGCCAGCUGUGGUUGCCCACACCAAGGACCCUGAAGAAGGAGAAGAGGAACUGCAAUGCAUGUGUGUGAAGACCACCUCCGGAGUCCACCCCAAGCACAUCAUGAGCCUGGAGGUGAUCCGGGCCGGACCCCACUGCCCCACCUCCCAACUGCUAGCCACGCUGAAGAAUGGGAGGAAAAUUUGCCUGGACCCACAAACCCCCAGGUAUAAGAAAACAAUGAAGAAAUUCAUGGAGAGUAAGCUGCUAACUGCCUAAAUCUGCACAUUCGCUCUAUAAAGUGUUUUGGUUUUGUUUUUGGUUUUCAUUUUCAAUUAAACUGU